Molecule: messenger RNA, 348 nt
Organism: Vavraia culicis subsp. floridensis
Lineage: Eukaryota; Fungi; Microsporidia; Pleistophoridae
Exons: 1
Coding region: 1-348 (115 amino acids)
Source: RefSeq, a predicted model, not a curated record
AUGGGUUUAGCACAAAAAGAACUAAUCCAACUUAUGUUAUGUCAAUAUUUUGAAGCUUUCGCAGGUAUUAAGAAACUGGUGAUUGACGUAAUACCAAAACGUCCAGAAAUAAUCCAAAAAUUGUUCGGAAGUAUGCAAAAGCAGUUCAAUAACUUGAUAAAAAGCAUUUUCGAGACGUUCAAACAACUUGAUGUGCUUGUGUUCUGUUAUAAGAGUUCUUGCAUAUCUAGAGAAGAAGCGCAUAUUCUUCGUAAGCUUUUUUCGUCGAUAUGUAGAUUGCUAAGGGAUAGAUGCGAGUGGUCAGAUAAUUGCAAUGAGGAACAAACCAUUUUCGAGCUUUAUAAGUAA